UGGAACAAUAAUGCUGAUAUUGCCACUAAAAAUUAGCUGGCAUUAUCUGUUAAAAUUGAUCAUAUGCAUUUCUCAUGACCCAUGAAUCUACUCCUAGUUAUAUACACAUCAGAAAUGAGUACAUGUAUCUGUCAAAAUUGUUCUGUGAGACUGUUUGCAGCAGCAUUAUUCCCAGUAGCCUCGAAGGGGAACAACGCAAAUGCCCUUCAACAGUGGAAUGCAUAAAUUGUGCCAUACUCAUAAAAAGGAAUAAUACACAACAGUGUAAAUGAAGAAAUUAUUACCAUAGAAACUAUGGAUGAACCUCACAAAUAUAAUGUGAAUUUGAAUAGAGCCAGACAGAAAAGAAUACAUACUAUAUGAUUCCAAAGAUUCAACAGGCAAAAUGAAUCUGCAGUAUGUGCUGGCUAAUGACUGGAGGGGUAAUGAGGUGCUGAUCUGUGCAGUGUGCUAGCAUUCUAUUUUUUGACCUGGAUGGGUUUUGCGUAGGUAUGUUCAACUUGUGAUAAUUACCAGCAGAGGGGAGAGUAUGCACACAAUUCUUCAGGAUGAGAUUGGUGACAUGUAGAGAAAAGGGAGAAAUGACUGUAGUUUAAAAAAAAGUCAAUUCCCUCCUCCCCACUUCUCCAGCUCUCCAUUUCCUAGGAAGAGAGUCCAGGGAAAAGCAAACCAAGAAACAAAUUCCAGCUCAAACUCAAACCCUCAAACAGAUCUGGAGACUCAAAUAUCCAUCUCUCUGGGCGAAAGGCAUUCCUAGAUUUGUCCAAGGUACAAAAACUACCACUCUAACCACGUUUCUUCGCUGCCCGGGGUCAGAGAAGUAAAAACCAAUUAUUUAUUUAUUCAUUUAUUUAUUUUUAAGUUACUUCCAACCUCGCUGCCUCGAGCUUCUGAAUCACCUGGGCAACCUGGAAGCCGCCCAUCUAAGGGGGUGAGGUCGAAUCCCAGUCUUGACGCCUUAGCAACCGAGCGAGCCUUUCUCGUGUCCCAGCAACGCGCCCGGCCCUUUCCUCUGCCCGGCCCUUCCCUCUGCCCGGCCUAUUCUCCCUGGUGCCCCUCCCUUCCUCGAGGCUGCAUCUCAUCCCUCCUUGGGUCUCUCGUUGGUCCGGAGGGCGCGGGUCUGCAUACUCUCACUCGGUGCCGGACAGCGCAGUUCCUGCGGCUCUUGCUGUGGGAGCUGCCCGACAGCCAGAGCAGUGGGGAGGGACGGCGAAAAACAAUGUUUAAGUUUAUUUAAGAAAGAAGAAAAAGAGUCAAAAAAUUCAAGAUUUUCGUCACUCUUAUUUUUAAGGCACAUCCAAAGCUCCUUGGAGAAGGGGCUGGAGAGUGGGAAAAUCAUUUUUGUGCACAUUCCAUGUAAGAAAGAAGAGACCCAUCGAAGAUUCAGUACGGAGUCAUCUGGAAAUUGGAGAUGUUGGAUACGAUCGCCCGUGCCCUGCAGGACCUGGGCAGGCAGGUGCUGCCCACUCUGCCCUCGCUGAGCCAGGAGGAAGUCUCUAUUAUCUGGGGGAAUGUAUCAGAAUUUGUGGGACGGCAGUUAACCCUGCACAAGGGGGUUCAGAUUCCAGGAUUUGGAACUUUCACUUUCAUAAGACAAAAGCUCGAGGUGGGAAACAACAAAUUUAUCUUAAUCCAGAGGCCUGUGUUUAUCAUGGCGGAGAAGCUAGUGCAGAUCCAUGGACUCAAACAAAACAAAGUAUACACUCCUGGUGAUAUCCCAAUUGUUCCACUUAAUUUUGUCAUGAUAUCCCUGGAGGGUCCAUUUAACAGAGAUGUGGUGGAAGGAUGUGUGAAGGAGACGUUGCUUUUUUUAUCGCAAUCCAUUUCCAUGAAACAAAAUGUGGAGUUUACAUUCAAAGGAAUUGGGGUCCUCAUGAUCAGAGACAGCAAAGUGAAGAUGAGGUUUUAUAAAGACUUCCUUUGUACCAUGGAUGGAAGUGGGGCUUUGGCAAAGGCCCUAGCAAAUAGGCCUGGCACUGUGGACUCGGUGUUGUCUAGCACAGAGGCCUUAAGGAAGUGGCCCAGCAGUGUGCUUGCGUUUCCAAGGAUUGAGCUCAAGGAGAUGGAAAACAAACUGCCUAUGGAGACCCUUGUAGAAGAAUGUGGAGAGAAUAGAGAAAGGAAGUGCAAGUUAAAAGACCAGUCAGACAAAGAAGAAGGCACCAGAGAUAUCUCAUCACCCAAAAGACUUCGAGACAGACAAGCUUUGUUCCCUGCCAAAGUGACAAAUGUCAGCUUGCUGGAAAAGUUUGACCAAAGUGAGAGUGGUGGGAAGAUUAUGACCCCUGAAAGCUUAUCAUCUCCAAGUUGUCUGAAACAUGACAGUGAGAUGAAGCCCCAAACAUCUCCAGCUUGCCAGGAUCACAAUAAGGCAGGACAGAUGAAAAGUCUGGCUACUAGAGAACAGAAUCAGAAAAAUGCUGCCUAUAAUCUUGGAGUUGCUGAAGCUAUAAGAAGCCACAAGAAUGAGAAACCGGAAUUUUAUAAAUCCUUCCUAUUUGACAAACGGCCACUCAGUCCUGCGCUUAAUGCUCUUAAGCAAGAGGAGUAUUCCUGGAGUCUCCUGAAACAAAUGGAUAACAGACAGGAAAACGAAAUAAAGCAAAGACAAUACAGAGAGUUGAUGGACCGCCUGGAACAAGUGCAACUCACAGAGGAACUUGCUGCGCAAAGAGCGAAAUUUUUAAAAGAUAAGAUGGAAGAAACACAGUGUUACAAGAGAGCUUUGGAUGCACAGAUAAAGAACAAACCCUCCCGGCUGCCCCGCUUUGAGCCAGACUCCUCCGAGCCCAUCUUUGGUAAGAAUGAGGGUGAACUGAUGGUGGAAAAGCAAAAGCGAGAACAAAAUUACAUGAAACACCAGCUGGAGGCAGCUGCUAACCACAAGAGGAAAGCCAUCCUGCAUCAACUAGUGGACCAGAGGCGGGAUUUGCAAAUGCUUCAGAGGACACAAAGAGAGCACUUGGCAGACAGAACCACUGAGCUGGAGCGAGUAAAUAGAGUCAACCAAUGCUUACAGGAGGACUGGGAGAGGAGUGCUGCGAUGAAGAAGCAGCGAGACCUGGAGGAGAAGGCUUUUGAACGGGCUUCAGACAAGCUGUUUCUCCUCGACCAGUGUGAGAAGUAUCGGCGCUGCAAGCAAUGCCAGAGGCGCACCUCCAACGUGGGCGAGAGCAACCUGUGGCCCCUGAACAAGUUCCUGCCUGGCUCCCGGUUGCUUGUGUAAAACUCAAAGUUUGGCUCUGCGUUUCCUGGGGAAAGUUUUUAUCUUUUACAUGUUUGGGGGUGAUUGUGAAACUGCGUAUUUUUACCUCAGAGAAAAAAAUCAUUGUUCAGAUUUGGUGCUUUCAUUAGAUUGCUUGUUAAGCCCUUACUGAAUUCACUCCUGCUUUCCUCCCACCCCCCACUUAUUUCCUAUACUCAUCUCUGAUGGCAGUGAAGGUGUCUAAAUGGUCCUGAGGGCUAGAACCUGCGGCACAGGGGCUGGGAAUCGGACCCAGCUUCAUUAUGGCUGCUGGGGUGCUGCUGACCCAGCCCUGCUGCUGCUCCAUGACUUUGUGUACAAAACUUUUUUCGUCUGUAAUGAAUAGUGGCAAUAAUAAAUAUUUUCUAAGCGCC
This is a messenger RNA of Symphalangus syndactylus (siamang), 3618 nucleotides long. RefSeq names its product coiled-coil domain containing 81 (gene CCDC81). NCBI's taxonomy places the organism in Eukaryota, Metazoa, Chordata, Mammalia, Primates, Hylobatidae. Gene Ontology annotation, cellular component: microtubule organizing center. The record is from RefSeq and is a predicted model, not a curated record.